This is a messenger RNA of Mangifera indica (mango), 1233 nucleotides long. RefSeq lists its product as uncharacterized. The transcript is spliced from 5 exons. The record is from RefSeq and is a predicted model, not a curated record. NCBI's taxonomy places the organism in Eukaryota, Viridiplantae, Streptophyta, Magnoliopsida, Sapindales, Anacardiaceae. Bases 42 to 953 code for a protein of 303 amino acids.
GAAUUUCAUCUCUCACGAACAAACAAAACAGUGCAGUCGAAAUGGAAGAGGGAUCUGAAACGACGUCGUCUUCUUCGUCGUCGUCGGCAUCAAACUCAAAUCAACAACCGUCCUCUACAUCAUCGCCGCCCAAACCCAAUCUAAAGCAACCGCAGGUUCCAGCAUUUUCCGGUUUCAUGGGUUCUGGAAAUGGUGAUGUAGAUAUGUUUCCAGUAAUGUACCCUGCAGUAGUAGGGGGAUUAAAUCCCUGGGAACAUCAACAGCAGACAAAUCAUGGCGCUGGCAUUUAUGCUGUCCCUGUUCUGCCAUAUACUGGAAUUCCUUCAAACACUCUUAUCCCACUUACCUACAACAUACCCAAUACUAGAGCUAGUGUUGAGACUGAGGCACUGGGUGUGGAGCAUGGACAAGGGGAGCAAGAUCAACAAAAUCAACAGCAACAGCCGGCUCGUCAAAGACAAGUUGUUGUAAGGAGAUUUCAAAUUGCAUUUCAGCUUGAUUUGUUGCUCAUUUUAAAGCUGGCAGCCGUAAUAUUUGUGUUCAACCAAGAUGGAUCAAGACUAAGGCUAAUUGUCCUUGUGCUUUUUGCUUUACUUAUCUAUUUAUAUCAGACUGGAGCUCUGACACCAUUACUCCGGUGGCUUUCACAAAGCAUGCAGAGGGCUGCACAGCCACCCAAUCCACCAAGGCCUGCUGUCAGAGCUGAAAAUGCUCCUGGUGCUGCGGGGCAGGGUAAUGUAAAUGCUGCUUUAGCAGAGGGACAAGCUGGAGUUGAGAAUGAGAACCAGCCUCUGAAUGGUGGUAAUCAAGUUGCUGAGAAUGGGAAUGAGAAUGAGAAUGAGAAUGCGAAUGCCCAUGGUGGUAACCAGUGGUGGGGCAUUGUGAAGGAGAUCCAGAUGAUUGUAUUCGGCUUCAUCACCUCCCUCCUCCCAGGCUUUCAUCACAUAGAAUAGUUCAGACUGAAACCGGUGCCUAAGCUGAAGAAAAAUUAUCCAUCCUUUUUUUCCUUUUGAAAUAAAUGUAAAAAAGUAUCUCAAACUGUUAUAGAUUUAACUUGUUACAUAUAUGUAUGGUUGGUUGGUGCAAGCAUAGCACCAUUCUUGCUUGCACCAUUGGGUAGGUUUGGGUUAGUGAGUGAUGAGAUUAGAAAAUAUUUUGUGCAAGGUUGUCCAAGAGGCUGCUUAUUAGUCGCGAAGGAGUUGAAGUAAUUACAGUUUAUUCAUUUUUUUUUUU